GCCUGCUCCAUCUCCAACAAUGAGGAAGGGGUGAAAUUAGUUCGAAUGGCAGCCACCCAGAUCGACAGCCUGUGUCCCCAGGUCAUCAAUGCCGCGCUCACACUGGCUGCCCGGCCACAGAGCAAAGUUGCUCAGGACAACAUGGACGUCUUUAAAGACCAGUGGGAGAAGCAGGUCCGGGUGCUGACAGAGGCUGUGGAUGACAUCACCUCGGUGGAUGACUUUCUUUCUGUCUCAGAAAAUCACAUUCUAGAGGACGUGAACAAGUGUGUGAUAGCCCUCCAAGAGGGGGAUGUGGACACUCUGGACCGGACUGCGGGGGCCAUCAGGGGCCGGGCAGCUCGAGUCAUACAUAUCAUCAAUGCUGAGAUGGAGAACUAUGAAGCUGGUGUUUAUACUGAGAAGGUGCUAGAAGCUACAAAAUUGCUCUCUGAGACAGUGAUGCCACGCUUUGCUGAACAAGUAGAGGUUGCCAUUGAAGCCCUGAGUGCCAACGUCCCUCAGCCGUUUGAGGAGAACGAGUUCAUCGAUGCCUCGCGCCUGGUGUACGACGGCGUUCGGGACAUCAGAAAAGCUGUGCUGAUGAUCAGGACUCCAGAAGAACUAGAGGACGAUUCUGACUUUGAGCAGGAGGAUUAUGACGUGCGCAGCAGGACAAGUGUUCAGACUGAGGAUGACCAGCUCAUCGCAGGACAGAGUGCACGGGCCAUCAUGGCGCAGCUACCGCAGGAGGAGAAGGCAAAAAUAGCGGAGCAGGUGGAGAUAUUUCACCAAGAGAAAAGCAAGCUGGAUGCUGAGGUGGCCAAAUGGGAUGACAGCGGCAAUGAUAUCAUCGUGCUGGCCAAGCAGAUGUGCAUGAUCAUGAUGGAAAUGACGGACUUCACAAGAGGCAAAGGCCCAUUGAAAAAUACAUCUGAUGUCAUUAAUGCUGCCAAGAAAAUUGCUGAAGCAGGUUCUCGAAUGGACAAAUUAGCCCGUGCCGUGGCUGAUCAGUGUCCUGAUUCAGCAUGUAAGCAGGAUUUAUUGGCCUACCUUCAACGAAUUGCCUUGUAUUGCCAUCAGCUUAAUAUCUGCAGCAAGGUGAAGGCAGAAGUACAGAAUCUGGGAGGAGAGCUCAUUGUAUCAGGGCUGGACAGUGCUACAUCGCUCAUCCAGGCCGCAAAAAACCUGAUGAACGCUGUCGUCCUCACGGUCAAAGCAUCCUAUGUGGCCUCCACCAAAUACCAGAAGGUCUAUGGGACAGCCGCUGUCAACUCACCUGUUGUGUCUUGGAAGAUGAAGGCUCCAGAGAAGAAGCCCCUUGUGAAAAGGGAAAAGCCUGAAGAAUUCCAGACACGGGUCAGACGAGGUUCUCAGAAGAAACACAUUUCGCCUGUACAGGCCUUAAGUGAAUUCAAAGCAAUGGAUUCCUUCUAGGACGCUAGGCUUUAAGACAGCUUUUUUCUUUCUUUCUUUUUUCUUUCCUUUUAUUUCUCAAUCCAGUUUUUUUUGUAAGCAUACUUGCCGACAUGUAUGCCUCUGGCACGGGGAAAUUAUGGGAGCAGAGUCUGUUUGCAUGUAAGAUGAGAUGCGAUCAAUACUACUGAUCCAUCUCUAUGCCCGGAGAGGGGACAGGGACGUCCUGUCCUGAGGUGGCACGGAGCUGUUCUUGGCAACAUUCUCAUAAAAUUUGGUGCAGCGUUUGUAUUGCAAUGUUUACGGGAGUGGGAGGGAUGGGGAAAAUAAACGUAACUCUACAAGAGCAAAUUCUAAUGCAUGCAAGAAUAAUUAGGUUGGCAGGUAUAUUCAGUGAAAAAUCAGGAAGUGUAAUGGUAGAAGAUAAGGCUGUGUUGCUUCUGUUGCAAUGCAAAAAUGUAUGCGCCAAUACGCUGGUGUGUGUGGCCCUCAAAUGGAACAACUCAAAUGGAAGGCAUAGAUGUGGAUUUUAUAGUAAGGGGACACUAACUCCUCCAGCCUAAAAUGCGUCUUUUAAUCUGUAUUCUGUUCUUUCUUUUCUAGUAGUGCUCAUGCUAUCCAUUUUUCCCCUUCACUGAAGAUAAUAAAAAUUUAUUUGAGGCAAUUAUAAUCCUUCUGGGGGGACUGGAAGCACAAUAUAGUGUUCAAUCUUGCUUUUACUUUUUAAAAGAAAUUGAACUAUGAUUUUGCUAGAAGUAGGAGGCCCAGUGGUGGAAUGUUAGCGGAAUGGAAACUGACAAUGUGUGAAGGUUCAGAGGCAAAUACAUAGGUGUAGCUUGGAGUGCUGGUAUCUAAUAUGCCGUUGUAUCCACUAACUCAAAAUAAACACAUUUAACCUUGACAUCUGAAGAAUGUUUUCUUUCUUUAAAUGCAUACUUAAUAAAAGAUCAGAGCAUCUUCUUGGAAA
Molossus molossus (Pallas's mastiff bat) is the source of this 2362-nucleotide messenger RNA. It is a transcript of the gene CTNNA2, whose product is annotated as catenin alpha 2. The record is from RefSeq and is a predicted model, not a curated record. The transcript has 9 exons. Gene Ontology annotation, biological process: cell-cell adhesion; cell migration. Gene Ontology annotation, cellular component: catenin complex; adherens junction. NCBI's taxonomy places the organism in Eukaryota, Metazoa, Chordata, Mammalia, Chiroptera, Molossidae. Gene Ontology annotation, molecular function: actin filament binding; beta-catenin binding; cadherin binding. Bases 46 to 1416 code for a protein of 456 amino acids.